This is a messenger RNA of Sarcophilus harrisii (Tasmanian devil), 1060 nucleotides long. RefSeq names its product selenoprotein M (gene SELENOM). Gene Ontology annotation, cellular component: endoplasmic reticulum lumen. The record is from RefSeq and is a predicted model, not a curated record. Lineage: Eukaryota; Metazoa; Chordata; Mammalia; Dasyuromorphia; Dasyuridae. Gene Ontology annotation, molecular function: oxidoreductase activity. The transcript has 5 exons.
UGACGUGGCGCCUCCCCCCCUCCCCGCCAAGCCCCCUCCCCGCUGCUCCGGCCUCUCUUCAUCUGCGUCCGAACCGGCCGGUCGCGCCCAGCCGAGCUCCUGCCCGGACCCCCGCCCCAGCCCCUGCCCCCUCCCCACCCCAGCCCCCCGGCCCAGGCCCCCGCCGGCUCCAUGCGUCGCCUGCUGCCGCUCCUUCUCCUCCCCGGACUCUUCGCCGCCUUCCAGCCCGACUGGAACCAGAUCCGGGGCCUGGCCCGCGGCAGAGUGGAGACCUGUGGAGGAUGACAGCUGAACCGGCUGAAGGAGGUGAAACUUUUCGUCACCCAGGAUGUUCCAUACUAUCACAACCUGGUGCUGAAAUACUUCCCUGGAGCCGACCCUGAGCUGGUCCUGCUGGGAUACCAGUAUGAGGAGCUAGAGAGAAUCCCCCUCCGUGACAUGACCCGGGAGGAGAUCAAUCAGCUGCUGAAGGACCUGGGCUUCUACCGGAAAUCCAGCCCGGAUGCCCCCGUCCCUCCCGAGUUCCAGUACGCCCCCGCCAGGGUCUUGGGAGAGAAGGCACCCACCCCAGCGCCCCACGGGGAUUCAAUCCCCGCGCGCCUGGAACUCUAGGUCUAGAACCACGGCCCCCACCCUAGCCGGCAGCUGUGGUGGAACGGCGUCGCCUGCCAUGCUCCCUAACCUGGAACCGAGGUGCCAGGGCCGUGCCCGCCCCGCAGGGAAGGGCUAGCGCACUGCUGGGUGGGGCCACCCACACACCUCAACUUGCCUGACACCCUAGGGGGCUGGCAGCGCCCCUUAGGCGGGAGGUGGGAGCGGGCAUCUGCUUUGGGUCCAGAGGCGGCAAGUUGGUCUGCAUGGGUGGUCCAGAGACCCUUUCCGCAGCGCUGCGCCCCGAAGUCCGGCCGUCAGGGACAGGAUGAAGCUCUCAGCGCAAAGGGUUCCUCUUGCUGAGGGUGGAUGGAUGCGUCCUUGGGGCCGGGCCGGGGGGUGUGGCAGCUGGGGCUGGGGUCUCCCCCUCUCCCUUACGCAGUAAAAGCCCCCCCAUUCCAACCCGCUA